AUGCGCGUCCACUCCCUUGUUUUUGUGGCGUCAUCUGCUCUUUUAGCUCGUGGUGACGGCGUCUUGGAACCUGUGGAUUCAAACGUGGCAGGGCCCUUCUCUUCGUCGGUCGCUCGUUCAUUGACCGAAAACGACCACGAAAACGUUCCUGUCACGAUACCGUCGGAGAGCGAGAGUCCAGUGAACGAAGGUGAAAGAAUCGUAACCGGCUUCUCUUCCUGGAUUGGGAAGGUACAAGAAAAGGUCCAGACGGCGGCGCAGGGAGAGAAGCAGAAGAUUUUCGACUCCUUGGCGACCCCAGUCGCGGCGAGCGACUCCGGGACUGGUAUCGCCAAUGCACUGAAAACCAAAAAGUGGAAGGGCUUGUCUGCCCGCUACAAAAGGUCUGGAGAGUCGAUGAUCACGCCCCUUCUUGAUCGUUUCGGAUAUCUCAAAGUGGCACGAGCGCUCUCUCCCGCGCUAAAGUUUAACGAUGCUGGAGUCCUUCAACUGCACAAGAAAUCUGCGUCUGUCGAGGAGAAGCUGGCGGUGGACAUGUUGAAGCAUUGGCGUGACCAGAAAUCACCAAUUGGUACCGUUUUCAGUGAUCUCGAGCUGAACGUGGCGGAAGGACAUGAGACCCUCGUUUUUCGCAACUUUUUCGACGAUGAAAGAGUGAAAGUACUGAAAGCCUACCGCCAGUACGCGAAGAUAGACGAUCGAGAUUAUCUGGACGCCGUAAAGACUGUCUUUGGCGGGGAAAAGGGAUUCUUGGACAUGUUGCGCAAGGCGUUACGACUCGUGGGAACCGCCGGGGUGGCAAAGGAGCUGGAAACAAUCGCUUUGAGAACUUGCUCAUCGAACCCAUUGGAUGUUUUACAGAAGCUGAAGUCGGGUUCACUACCAGAAUAUAUCUUUGACGGUUUUACUUAUGGACUGGUGAGGAAAUAUGUGGCUGCCAUCAACAAAGCGAACCCUGCGGAGAAGACUUCUGAAUUCAAACUAAUUACGGACAGUCUUGGUGGAAAGGCUGAUUUUCUACGCGCACUUGUAAAUUAUAAAGUGGAGACUGAGGGAUGGUUGAGUUGUAAGUUAGCCCUUUUCACUAAAUGGGCGGCAGAAGACAAAGUCACACCUACCUCAGGUUUGCAAGACCGUUUGAAAGGUCUGAGUUCCAACGACCGAAAAACGAUUACACGCAUGUACACAAGAUUUCAAACCUUCGAGAAUAGGAAAAGAACAGACGAGAAAGGGAAAUGA
Peronospora matthiolae is the source of this 1239-nucleotide messenger RNA. The record is from the annotation of a GenBank genome assembly. NCBI's taxonomy places the organism in Eukaryota, Oomycota, Peronosporomycetes, Peronosporales, Peronosporaceae.